Fusarium sp. VM40 is the source of this 2697-nucleotide messenger RNA. The record is from the annotation of a GenBank genome assembly. NCBI's taxonomy places the organism in Eukaryota, Fungi, Ascomycota, Sordariomycetes, Hypocreales, Nectriaceae.
AUGACGGACCGUUAUCGCAGCUACCCAUCUUCGGGGCGAGCAGCCACUUUUGCAAACCACGCGAGAACUUCCUUACCGUCGAGCAUCGGUUAUACUUCUCUAUACGCUGGCGAUAUGCACGUCAUGCCGACUUCCACCCGUCAGCCGCCGCCUGUUUCAACAACACCACGGCCAUAUGUUACGACGACAUCCACGACCCCAACCCCGAGUACCACCACCCGCACCUAUGCCGUUACCCAAGACCCUCGCUCGCAUAGGCCAACAACCCGAGAUGUCACUCGUGGCCAGAGGUCUUCCACCCUCGAUUCCACCAGCCGGCCCCCGGUAAUUGUCAUGACCACACAGAAGAAUGGUACCGCUUCUCACUCUUCUAACGCUCGUCCUGCAAGUCCCCUGCGGGAUGACUACCGGUCGAGCGAUGGGCAGUUCUACUCACAGCCUGCCUCAUCCAUACGUUCACGCAGCACAGCUCGCCCCUAUGCCGAUCAGCCAGGGACCGACAACUAUGCUCGCAGCAGCAGGGACCGCAGCAAUAGCUUGGUGCGCGACGACCCCUACCGCAACAGCCGCCAUUCUGCUGUAUACCAGGCCAACCCACGCCAAAGCUCCAGCGCCGUCGAUUACGGGGAUGACGGAUACCAGUACACCAAUGCUGGUGAGCUUGUUCGCUAUGAUCUUGAUCAUUCGGGCCCUGCAAGGCCUCGGAGGCGUGAAAGCCUUGACCGAGGUUACUACCGCCCCAACAUCAACUACAACACGGACCAGCGGACCUUCAAUGUUGAUACCAGCCCCGAUCUGAGUCGCAACUACAUAACAACAAACACAACCAGCUCCCCGAGCAAUCGGCAAUACGAUAACCGAGGAGGCCCUCCACCUAGCACUCGUGGAUUUGAUAAAAUUCGGGCGUAUGACAGCCCACGGGAUUUUGCUCCAGUUCCCUCCAAGACACCUGAGCCCACCUUGGCAAAACAGGAGAUUCCUCUCGUUGCGACUACAGAGACGACGAGGCGGCCUCGGCCAGUGUCCCUAUAUCAAGAGGGGCCACCACGUUCCUCGCAUCACGAUGACUACUAUCGCAGCCGAGAGGAUGAGAGAAAAAUGCGAGAAUUUCGUGACCAGCCAGAACCCGAACGUACUUAUGAGCCUGAGCGUGCCGCCUACGACCCUUCGUAUUUCCAGGACGACAGAGUCACAUCUCGUGGCUUUGGUAUUCGAACUGACCUUGCUGACGAGCACGAAGACCGCCGUGAACGUCGCCAGGAGCCUAAGAAGCGAUCGGAUGAGGAUUUGCCUUCCGAGUACGAACGUGACGAUCGACGCCGAGGUCGGCUCGAAUCUAAGGAACCCCGCCGUGAGAGACGUGAGAGUAAGAAGGGGAGUGACGAUGAUGAAAAAGAGCGUACUCGAUUCCGUGACAAAGUGGCAGCUGGUCUGGGUAUUGCUGCGACUGCUGUAGGACUUGUUCCUGCCAUCAAGGAUGACGAUAAGCGCGAGAAGGAGCCCAGCAGACGUAAAGGCUCUGAUGACGAGCGCGAACGUGACCGAGACCAUGAUAGACGGAGAGACUCAGUUGUGAAGGGAGAACGUCCAAGAAUACUGGAGCGAGAUCGAUCACGACAACGAGACACGUCAAGGCAGCCAGACCCAUCCAGACAGCGUGAUCCAUCGAGACAACGUGACGCAUCGAGACAGCGAGACACGUCGAGACAACGCGAUCCGGAUCGUGAUUCCAAAGAAACAAGCCGUCGAAAGGAAGAGCCUCGCAAGAGCGGAGAAGCCGUUGUCUCAGCUUCUGACUCAGACGAAGCCAAGAAGUCGACAAGAAGACUUCGCGACUCAAAGGCUUUCAACCCCAACGACACUUCUGACUUGAAACAACUCAAGGAUCAACUUGCAGCCAUGAAAACAACUGACAGGGAGAAGGAAAAGGAGCCGGUUGUGGUUGAAAGCAAGCCACGCUCUGUGUCGCCUGCCAGAGAAUCUCGAAGUUCGAUAGAAACCAGACCAUCCAGAGAUCACCGUUCUCCUCCCGAUUCUAAGCCUUCGAGUCCUCCUGGAGAAGAAAACCGUGGUCGUGAAUCUCAACAGACUCUCCUAGAUGACAAACAAGUCCGUGUGGUGUCACCUCCUCGCGACAAGAAGGACGAAAAGCCCCUCAAGGGCAUCUUGAAGCAACCCAAGGUCAGCUUCCCCGAGGAGCCAGUUGCUGUUCGUGAAGGCGUUGCUCCCCACAAGGAAGACAAGAAGGCCAGAGAAGCACCCGCUGGCGCAAAAUGGACCAAAAUCAGCCGCAAGGUGGUUAACCCUGAGGCUUUGACUAUUGGCAAGGAGAGGUUCGAGGUCAGAGAUGACUUCGUCAUUGUAUUGCGGGUACUCAGCAAGGAAGAGAUCCAGGCAUAUGCAUCAGCAACACAAGUUUUGCGAGAGAGACGCCGUCGAGAUGAGGAUGGUGGUGACACUGAUCGGGAUCGUGGACGGGACGAUGAUGACAGGAAAAGACACCACCGCCAUCGCCGUCAUCGGGAAGACGACGAUUCCUCUGACUACGAAGGCAAGGACCGUGACCGCGAGCGUGAGCGUGACCGACGCAGGCGUCACCGAGACGAUGAAGACUACGACACCCGCUCAAGGGAUCAGGACCAUCAUCACCAUCACCACCGAAGCCACCGAGAGCGCGAACCUGUUCUUGAAGCUUAG